Messenger RNA from Parathielavia appendiculata, 768 nucleotides. RefSeq lists its product as uncharacterized. The transcript has a single exon. Lineage: Eukaryota; Fungi; Ascomycota; Sordariomycetes; Sordariales; Chaetomiaceae. The record is from RefSeq and is a predicted model, not a curated record. The coding region runs from base 120 to 593 and encodes 157 amino acids.
UGUAGAGCGGAUAGGGAGUUGGAGGCUGGGUCCAGCUCUUUGCCAGUUCUGCAGCCGACUCCACCUCUCUCCGCGCACGUCGAUAUAUUUCGCUCGUGCCCGAUGCCCCAGAACCGGAGAUGGCAAGUUGGAACGCCAAUGCUUCCGGAACUGCUCUCUCCAUACCAGUCGACAUCUUGUGCAAUUCGACAACGCGCGGUAUCACCGGUAGUGCAAUGGCAACAGUCUGUCUCGACAGCCAGAUCUUUUACAACCCCACUGUGGCGGCAGGUCCCGAGCCUGUGAGCCGCGGUCCUCUGGUUCGGAAGGGGAACCCUUCUGCACCCAUCUUUGGAGCUCCUUCACACCCGCCACCGCCGCUCCAGGAUGCGAACGAUCCCCAACACGGCAGUGCUGGGAAGUCACUCGACAAUGCGAUCCUGAUCCCCAGCGAUGGCGAGUCUGAUGACGAUGUCGACGAUGGCCGAUCCGACACGUCUUUCCCGCCGCCUGAGGACUCUCUAUCAGCUGCACAUGGCAAGGUUGAAAAAUCCUGCAGUGUUAAUUCAGGUAUGUGCCCAAAUUUCGCAUCGCCAGGCAGGCCAGUACGUUAACAUGUCUAAGCAGGCAGAAGGGUUGACGCUGCUUCCGAUGAGAGCGACGCGCCGGAGCAUUCAGUCACCAUUGGGCCUGGCCCAGACGACGAGUUUGCAAACCAGCAGCAACGGAUAGAUAGCCGAGGACCUUCUCUGAAGCCAUUUACUGGCUCUCCUGAGAUUGUAUACGCGA